Molecule: messenger RNA, 1675 nt
Organism: Tuber melanosporum (Perigord truffle)
Lineage: Eukaryota; Fungi; Ascomycota; Pezizomycetes; Pezizales; Tuberaceae
Exons: 8
Coding region: 242-1606 (454 amino acids)
Biological process (GO): mRNA pseudouridine synthesis; tRNA pseudouridine synthesis
Cellular component (GO): nucleus
Molecular function (GO): pseudouridine synthase activity; RNA binding
Source: RefSeq, a predicted model, not a curated record
GCAGAACGUGAGCUUAAGUUUUGGUACCCGUGGGUGGAGAAUUAGAAGGUUGGGGAUGAAGGAAAGAGCAGCACAAUCUGUUUGUCCCAAGACCGACUGGAAGCACUGUUACCCGGCUUCAGACGCACAUUAUGCGCCCACUAAGUUGCCAUAUUUUUCAUAAUACUUGUAAUAAUUAUUAUUAUAAUUUAGGCACAGUAUCUACUUCUCCUCUCAACCGGAAUAUACCUUCACAUCCCCGAUGACCGAUACCAAUGAUUCUUCAAAAGCUUUUCUCCUUCCUCCGGACCCGAGUCCCGCAAUUGACGCUCCCGCGGGCGACCAAACCGUGCCUUCCGGCAGCAACUCGACGAGGGCCAAGGAUAAUCGAGCCCGACACCACGAUGGUCGCGGGCGCGGCAGCAGUAGCUCAUGCUCCAAAAGGAAGAAACAAGACCAGGGCAGGACGGCGUAUAAGCGCAAUAGAGAUUCUAAAUGGGAGCCUAGGAAUUCCGAGGCUAGGAGGCCUAAGAAGAAGGUUGCCGUGCUGAUUGGGUAUUGUGGGACCGGGUAUCGGGGGAUGCAGUUAAAUCCUCCACAUAAAAGUAUUGAGAGUGAUUUGUUUGAAGCUUUCGUACAGGCUGGGGCUAUUUCUAAAGCUAAUUCGGAUGAUCCUAAGAAGUCAUCACUGGUUCGGUGCGCACGUACAGAUAAAGGUGUCCAUGCAGCCGGCAACGUCAUAUCGUUAAAACUCAUCAUUGAGGACCCCGAUAUCACGGAGAAGAUAAAUUCUUAUCUCCCUGAGCAGAUUAGAGUUUGGGGGAUCGUUCGUACAGUUGGGUCUUUCAGCUCAUAUCACCAAUGUGAUAGUAGACGAUACGAGUAUCUAGUUCCGUCGCAUUGCUUUAUACCACCCCAUCCAAAGAGUUAUUUGGCCAAGAAGACUUACCGGAUAUCUCCUAAGAGGUUACAAAGGGUCCGGGAAGGGUUUAGAUCUUAUGAAGGGACUCACAAUUUUCACAACUUCACGAUCCAGAAAACCUUCAAUGAUCCUAGCUCCAAGAGGUUUAUCAAGUCGUUUGAGGUGCUAGAUCCAAUAAUUAUCAACAAUACUGAGUGGUUGUCCCUGCGCGUUCACGGCCAAUCUUUUAUGAUGCACCAAAUUCGUAAAAUGGUAGGCAUGGUAAUGAUGGUCGUCCGGACCGGUUGCCCCCUUGAGCGUAUCAAGGAGGCAUGCGGACCUCGAGUAGUAUCUAUACCAAAAGCACCCAGUCUAGGACUUCUUUUAGAAUCUCCAGUCUUCGAUGCUUAUAAUAGAAAAGCUGAACGAGACUUUCAGAAAGAGCCUAUAGACUUCUCUAAAUAUGCUAAGGAAAUAGGUGCCUUCCGGGAUAAAAUGAUAUAUACCAAGCUGUUUGAGGAGGAAGAGAGAGCUCACGUAUUUACACAAUUCGUCCACUUUAUUGACUCGUUUAAGUCACCAUUGUUCCACUACCUUACGUCUGCUGGGCUGAAGGCCUUGGACGGGGUAGGGGGGGAAGAGGGCGCCAAAACGGUGGACUUGCAGUUAUUACCCGAUAACGAAUCCGAGGAUGAGGAUGCUGCCAAAUCUGCAGAAGCUGGAUAGAUGGUUUAGGUAAAUAGCAGUUGGCAUUUGUACUGUAGAGGUGAUCUAGUUACAGAGAGUGGGAAUUGU